Anthostomella pinea is the source of this 246-nucleotide messenger RNA. The record is from the annotation of a GenBank genome assembly. NCBI's taxonomy places the organism in Eukaryota, Fungi, Ascomycota, Sordariomycetes, Xylariales, Xylariaceae.
AUGCAAACGGGUAGCGAGAUUGGCAGCGCGGGAGUGGUAGAGCAGGCUCGGGAAGAUGGGCACAUGCCGAGGUCAAGGGGAUACUGCAGCGCCUUCCGCGCGCCGGACGCACUGAGCUCCGCGUACUCAGUCCAGCUAAAGGUCGCGUUUGCCGGUAAUGUAGGCACCCGGGGGCGGCACGGUGGCGUCGUUGGCGAUCAGCAUCUUGCGGCUGCUGUCCCGCUGGUGGGCCUCGGGCGCCUGUAG